AUGGAGAAGAUCACGGAGAAGAUUGCGGCAUUGCCGCCGGAUGAACGCUAUUUUUCUCUGGAAUUCUUCCCUCCGAAGACGCAGAUGGGUUCCGUGAAUCUUCAAGCCCGUCUCGAGCGCAUGGCCCAGGCGCUGCGGCCGCUGUUUGUAACUGUGACAUGGGGAGCUGGAGGAACCACAGCGGCAAAGUCUCUUGAGCUGGCCGAGAUUUGCCAGCGACAAUUGCAGUUGACAACAUGUCUGCAUCUGACGUGCACAAAUAUGAAUAGGAAACUGAUCGAUGAGGCGCUGGAAGAAGCCAAGGCACUUGGCAUUAGGAAUAUUCUUGCUCUUAGAGGAGACCCGCCUCGCAGCGAGGAAUACAACAUGGACGGCGACGAUGAUAGCAACAAGGAUUUCACAUGGGCCAUAGAUCUGGUUCGAUAUAUUCGACGCACACACGGUGACUAUUUCUGUCUUGGAGUAGCUGCGUAUCCGGAAGGUCAUCCUGGGGAGUCCCAAACCGACAUACAAGAUCCAGAGAAGGAUCUUCCUUAUUUAGUGGACAAAGUGCAGGCGGGAGCAGACUUCAUCAUGACCCAAUUAACAUAUGACUUUGACGCAUACAAGAAGUUUGAGGAAAGCGUUCGCAAUCAUCCAUCGGGGGCGAUGAAGAAUAUACCAAUUAUUCCAGGCCUCAUGCCAAUCCACGGUUACAAGAUUCUUACAAGAGUGACGAAGCUCAGCGGAGCCCACAUCCCACCGGCGAUUAUGUCACGCCUCGAGCAAGUCAAGACCGAUGACGAGCAGGUCAAACAAGUCGGUGUCGAUAUUGUGAGCGAAAUUGUGGAUCAGAUCAAGGAGUUGCCCCGUUCAGGGCACCGCGGAUAUCAUUUUUACACCCUCAACCUGGAGAAGUCCGUUUCAUUCAUCCUAGAACGCUGCGAUCUGAUUCCACAAUUCAGCCAAGAUAGCGCCGUUGACGAGGAUAUCGCGGUUGAAGAUGCUGCGUCGUCAAAUAAUAUAGAUGGUGUCAAGCCUACUGCGUUGUCACGCCGUCGAGCCUCGUCCAUCAAUUCCGGUCCUCAUAAUCGAGUGAUAGUAGAUAAGCUGCACGUUCCCACCGACCAACAAUCUGAGCGUUCAUCAAAGAGAUCCAUCACAUAUGAAACUCUUGCUUCUAGUGCCGGUGUUCCGGCAUUAAACCCCCCUCCGCGGAGCACCCAACUACAGAUCUCAGAAGGCGUCGGAUCAUUGGGCCGAGAAGCGACGUGGGAUGAUUUUCCCAACGGACGUUGGGGAGACUCACGAUCGCCAGCCUUUGGUGAGAUUGACGGCUACGGUCCUUCUCUACACGUCAAUGCCACAACUGCAAGACAACUAUGGGGAUUCCCCGUGACCAGGGAUGAUAUCGGCGCCCUUUUCCGAAAACACGUCGCCGGGGAACUAUACAUUGUCCCAUGGUCUGAAGGAGGUGCAGCGGAAGACGCAAAUCUCAACGCAGAAACGCAGGUGAUCAAAUCGCAGCUCUUGCAGAUCAUUGAGAAGAAAAAUUGGUGGACGCUCGCAUCGCAACCCGCAGUUAACGGCGUGCGAAGUGACGACCCUAUCUUCGGCUGGGGCCCGCCUGGCGAGGGAUUCGUCUUCCAGAAAGCGUUUGUUGAAUUCUUCUGCCCCAGCUCCGACUACCAAACCAAAGUGAAGCCCACGCUCCUAAAGCACGGCAGCGAGGAAUUUGCCUGGUUUGCAACCAACGCGGCUGGCGAUUUUGAGUCGUCAUUCUCUGCUGUUGCUGCUUCGUCUUCUUCUUCUCCUCCCUCUUCCUCGCCAGGAGCCUCGGCUGCUGAUGACGAGCAAGUCGAAAUCUCCGAGAAUACCGGUAUGGCAGUGACAUGGGGCGCCUUCCGGGGCAGGGAGAUUACAACACCCACGAUCAUCGAGGGGGUCAGCUUCCACGCUUGGGGCGAGGAAGCGUUCCGCAUCUGGGAUGAGUGGCGGCGUAUCUAUCCUCGAGGAUCGGCUACAGAGCGACUCUUGAACGAGACCAAGAACGACGUGUGGCUUGUUUGCGUGAUCGGACACAGGUACGGGGCGGGUAACGAGCCUGGUUCGGAGGCAGAGAAGAAGGAGAUGAAUAUGUUAUGGGACGUGCUUGCUGGUGAUAUGUAA
Messenger RNA from Talaromyces atroroseus, 2148 nucleotides. RefSeq lists its product as hypothetical. NCBI's taxonomy places the organism in Eukaryota, Fungi, Ascomycota, Eurotiomycetes, Eurotiales, Trichocomaceae. The coding region runs from base 1 to 2148 and encodes 715 amino acids. The record is from RefSeq and is a predicted model, not a curated record. Gene Ontology annotation, cellular component: cytosol. Gene Ontology annotation, biological process: tetrahydrofolate interconversion. The transcript has 2 exons. Gene Ontology annotation, molecular function: methylenetetrahydrofolate reductase [NAD(P)H] activity; FAD binding.